This is a messenger RNA of Leishmania braziliensis MHOM/BR/75/M2904, 3009 nucleotides long. RefSeq lists its product as hypothetical. The coding region runs from base 1 to 3009 and encodes 1002 amino acids. Gene Ontology annotation, molecular function: protein binding. The transcript has a single exon. The record is from RefSeq and is a predicted model, not a curated record. NCBI's taxonomy places the organism in Eukaryota, Euglenozoa, Kinetoplastea, Trypanosomatida, Trypanosomatidae.
AUGCUACGCUGGUCACCUCAACUCCUGCGUUUGCGCCUUGCAGGUGCGUUUGCUUGCACAGCCCCACUCCACAGCCGCACAGGAGCCUUUCAGCCUUUCUCGCAAAGGGAUGAGGAUGACCUGCUGCAGGUUGUAAAGACAAAGCCGCGGCAUGUUCUCCGGUACGUUCGCCAGCAGGUCUGGCGAUCUCGCAAACGUGAACUGCAGUUCCGAAAUACAGUGACGCACCUGAUGAUUCUACUGCAGGAGUUCCUCCGCAGGCAGCUCGUUGACCCAGCCAAUGCAUCCCAGAUCGUGGAGGGCGUGCUCGAGGAGUGCGUCAAGUACGCGCAGCAUGAUAUGGCUCACCUGCUCUUUCGCGCACUUCUCCGUUUCCGCAAGUACGGUUGUGUGAUUACUGUCAACUCUAUUCGCUGUCUGUUCGAGUCCUAUCGCAACAAUGACAGCGGUGAACUCAUGUACCAACUCGCGCAGGAAAUGAAGGAUGUGCCAGAACUUCGGCCGCUUUGUAUCGCUGCAUACUUGUUUGCGAACCGCGAAGCCGACGCGGAAGCCCUACGCGAGGGGUUGUCGCUGACGGAGCUAGGAUCAGAGGACGUUCUGGCGCUCAUCUCUGGCUACGAGAAGUUGAGACGUGUAGAAAAACUCCAGGAGAUUCUUCAGGCUGUCUCAGGCAUGUCCACCGACAAGAUACGAACGGAGGUGUGCUCGGCACUGUUUCGCGCAUUUUUCAAGCUCGACGACGACACAAGCUUCACGCAGACGCUUCAGGUUGCUCUAGAGCACAAGCUACCGUUGUCCGCUGAUGUGUGCGCGACAGCGCUGCGGCAUAAGAUGCGGCAUGUGACCAGUGUGGAGGAGAUCCCUGCCAUCGAGGAGGAGCUGAAGGAGCUGGGGUAUGUGCCGGAUGCAACGGGUGACUCUAUCGUCAUCACCGCCUACGCCCGUCUACUUCACUUUGGUGACCGUGGCAGUGAGGAGCUCAUGCUCGCCAAGGUGGACACACUGCUGUCGUCCGUCGCGUCCCGCAUCCAGCAAGGCGAUCCUGACAUGGACAUCAGUGCUGCGCACAUCCGCGCCGUCAUUCGCGGCUACGGGGCUGCUGGCCGACCUGAAGCGAUCAAGAGCGCAUGGAAGCGGAUGCAGUUCCACUCCCUCACGAACGACGUGCGCAUUUACAAUGAGUUGCUAAAGUGGUUUGCCCUCAUGGGCAAUGUCAAGGACGUGCUCGCCACAAAGAGAGAGAUGGAGAGCAACGGCGUCAGUCCAGACGCCGUCACGUACACGUGGGUAUUUCGUGCUCUCGGUAAGUACUAUCCGAGGCACGUGGAGGAGUACUACGCAGAGAUGCAGGAGCGGCGUGUUCGUCCUGACAUUCACCUCUACACCACGCUUCUGGGUAUAUUUGGGGACCUCGGGCAGACGAACACUGUCGAGGCGCUUCUCUCAGAGCUGCGAAAGCGUGAGGAGGCCGGCACGGUUCAGCUCACGCCCAUCACGUUUGCCGUGCUCAUUCGCAUCCAUGGCGGUGAUCUUGACAGGGCAAAAGCUCUUUACGCUGAAGCCCAGCAGAGAAACGCCAGUGAUCAUCCGCACGUCCAGACAAGCAUGCUACAUGCCCUCGCUAUCCACAAAGGAAGCACCGCUGGUGAUGUCGACGAGUUUUUGAAGACGAUUCCGACCUGGAGCACGGAUGUGUACAACGUACUCUUGCACAUGUACGGGAAGCACAUGGACCGCGAUAGGUUCGACGCGACGCUGAAUAAGAUGAAGUCGGAAUCUGUGGCGAUGAAUGAUGUCACCUUUGGCACCCUCAUCACCGCGUUUGCUCGCUGGGGGGAGGGUGAAAAGGUGAACGAGGUCAUCCAGCUGCUCAAGUCUCACGAUGGCGAAAUCUCCGCCACUUUUUACUCGGUACUCGCCUCCUCUCUCAGCCGCAUGGGCAAUCCAGAGGGCGUCGAGAACGCCUGGGAGGACCUCCUAGCCUCCCGGCUCUUCCCUGAUACGGAGGUGUACAACCAGUUUUUGUCUCUCUAUAGCCGCCAAAACAACAUGUCCAAGAUGCAGGGCGUGCUCGACAACAUGAUGAAGCAAGUGCCACCAAACCCAGUCACGGCCACCACAGUUCUCGACAUGCUCGGCAAGUCAGGGCGCGUGUCAGAGAUGGAGACCCUCUUCGACGACAUGAAGUCUACGCCAGACACGGCGCCAACGUCCGUCACGUUUCACCAGGUCAUGAACGCCUAUGCCAAGACAGGGGAUGUGGUGAAGAUGGGAAAGAUCCACGAGGAGUUCUUGGAGAAGGGCUACACGGAUAACAACGUCACCUACAACAUUCUCAUGGACGGUCACGGGCGGGCCAAAGCAUAUGAGCAGUUAGAGGAGCUCCGCCAGAAGCGCAGCGCUGCGGGUAUCGCGAUGGACGACAUCACCUACUGCAUCAUGAUCUCCGCCUACGGCCGCUCCCGACUCGGGAAGGACGUGCAGCGUCUGUUCGACGAAGUCACCAAAGAGGAGAACCGAGCUCUUCUGACAAAGCGAGUGGUCUGGUCGGCGAUCGAUGCGUUCUGCCGCUGCAACGCUACUUCUGGGAUCCAGAGGUGCGAGGAGCUGCUGCGGGCGCUGGGAGGCGAGGGCGGCACGCUCAGCGCCUCUGACUAUUGCGGCCUUAUUCCCUACUACUGCCGCAUGGGCCAGAUGGAGAAAGUCGAGGACGUCGUGCGACUUCUUCAUGAAAAGGGCGAGGCUGAGGCGUUGACGUACAACGCCCUCAACGCGAUCGCGCGAGGUUAUGCUCGCACUGGCCGAUUUGAUAAGACAGUGGAGACGUUGCAUCAAAUUCGUGAUCGCAAUUGGGUGCCCGACGCAGCGACGGCACUGCAGCUCUCGGCUGCGUUCCUCAAAGCAGGGCUUCACGAGCAAGCGCAACAGAUCAUUGAAUGGCGUCGACAGUAUGCUAAGGUGGCGGGUAGCGGUGUGAUCUCCGCCAUAGAACAUAGUGAAAAGUAG